Molecule: messenger RNA, 1965 nt
Organism: Saxophila tyrrhenica
Lineage: Eukaryota; Fungi; Ascomycota; Dothideomycetes; Mycosphaerellales; Extremaceae
Exons: 1
Coding region: 1-1965 (654 amino acids)
Source: RefSeq, a predicted model, not a curated record
AUGGCCGCUUCCUUCUCGCGCCUGAUAUUUCUCGCUGUCUUCGCCUUUCUUUUCUGUUCCGACACUGUCCUCGCGCGACGAACACCACAUGCUGCAAGAGACGCAGGACCUCGGCGUCCGAAGCACAAGAAACCGGACAAGCCCAAGUACUCCGAUGAAGAGACGUACUUCAGCUAUGUGUCCAGACCCGACAUCCAGCCGAUCCGCUGGGAGAUCAAGAACUUCGACAAGGAAGCGCUCGCGCCGGGGUAUUGGUUUUUGGCGCCGUAUGCGGCUCUUGAACAGAGCGAGUACAACAGCUGGAACGGCCCGCAUAUCUACGAUCAAAAGGGAGAGCUCAUCUGGAGUGGCUCGCCCAUGUUCAACAAUCUCAACAUCUACGAUUUUCGACUUGCGGAGGUGGGAGGGAAGAUGAUGCCGACAAUGAUCUUCACGGAACACUCAGACGGCUUGAUUCUUGACGAAGGCUACAACAUCCACCACACUGUUGAUAUGUUCGGCAUGGAGCUGCCCGAUUGGUUGAUGGAGCAGAUUGGACAUCGACACACUACCAACAUGCACGACUUCAAUGUGAUCGACGACGGUAAGCGCGCGGUCAUGCUGACGAAGGUUUAUGAAAAUGCCACGAAAGCAGAGUCGAAAGCUGUCGGCUUUGACGGCGAAUGCACAGCGAAAUGGCAGGGCUUCAAAGAGGUUGAUGUUGCGACUGGCGAGAUACUGUUCGAGUGGAAUGCACAUGGUCACAUCCAGCUGGAGGAGAGCACAUACCACAAGGGCCCACUCGACGAGAUGUGCAACGGCAAUGCAGGACCCGGCGGUUGGGACAUUCUUCACCUCAACUCCAUUGACAAGUUCCCGGAUGGUGACUAUCUUCUGUCUGCACGCCACACCAACACUUUGUACAAGGUGUCUCACGAGGACGGCUCGAUCGUGUGGCGGCUGGAGGCUGACCAUGGCGAUUUCAAAUAUCUCGACGACGACGCGAAGUUCCGACGUCAGCAUCAUGCUCGUGUCGUCAGUGCGAAUGAGACGCAUUCACUUGUUACUGUCUUCAACAACGCCAGAGGAACCGGCAAGGCGGAGCACCCUCUGGGCGAAGCUUCAACCGGCCUCCUUCUCUCGCUACGCACCGACACCAAGCCUAUGACCGUCGACGUGGCCGCAAAGUACGAACGUCCAGGAGGCAAAUACACCGCCGCUCGCGGCAGCGUACAAAUGCUCGACAACGGCAACGCCUUCGUGGGCUGGGCCAAGCACUCAUUGCAGUCCGAGCACGCCCCAGACGGCCGCACGCUUAUGCAAGCGCAGUUCAGGCACGAGGGCGCCAACACCUACCGCGCGUACAAGUACGAGUGGGUAGGUCGACCGCAGGCACCUCCCGAUGUUCAUUCAGCGGCUAUCGAUGGCGUGAAGGAGGAAGUCAACACUAUCGUGCAUGUCAGCUGGAAUGGGGCUACGGAAGUCCAUUCGUGGAAUCUUUACAAGACGAAUCCGAAUGGCGAGGGUAGGGAACUUGUCGGCUCGACGCUGCGCCAGGGGUUCGAGAGUAUGAUCUCGUAUCAAGGCUAUGCGAGCUACGUUGUCGUGGAGGCACUUGACGCCGAUGGCAAUGCGCUUGGGGAAUCCAGAACCAUCGAAACCCUCCCACCAUCAGAUUUGAUCAGCCACGUCGUAGCAGACGAAGCGCAAUGGCUCCAAGCGCACUCCGUAACCUCUCAGUCCGGAUCUCGGCUCUCUGUGCUCGAAAGCCCAAUCGUCACCUACAUCCUUGGUGUCGUGAGCUGCGCAAUCACGGUUUUGGUGGCAGCACUGCUGUGGAGGGCCCGACAUGGUGGUAGCUCUUGGAUGCAGCGGAAGCCUUAUGAACCGGUGGGCGAGAAGGAGCUUGAUGAGGAGGAUUUCAACGAGGAUACGAUGGUGGAGGAGAUGAAUGAGCGGAUGGAGUUUCAGAAGGGGGAGGUGUGA